CGGUAUCGAGUCUGCCAUUUUGGUUUUGGGUUCCACAAUUCCUUCACGCUUUGCUUUGCGUUCGUUGAUAACGUUUUCCUUGCCGUGAAAAUAAGUGUUUUGUUUAGUGAUUGUCGUGGAAAAUGGGUCGCAAAAGAACAAAUCACGUGCAUGAAUAUGUCGAAUACGAUGAGGCUAUGGACACGUCGAGAUGUUUGAUGCAAGAUUGCACAACGGUAUUGAAGGGCAAGCACGGUUCCAACCUGCUACGCCACUUCGCCGUCCACCAUUCGGAGGUCUACGUCGAAAUUGUCGAAAAAAAUGGCGCCAAACCUGAGGAAUGCUCCGACUGGAAACCACCAGGGUCCAGCCAACAGCCUAGACUCCGUCAAGACACCUUCAGCCUCCUGAAACGGUUUUGCGUGAACCUAGUCAAACACCACGGAAGACCGCUGUCACUUUUCGAUGACUAUGCGUUCAGAGAAAUCAUCAAUUUGAUACCCUUUCCCAGCAGUGACAAGAAAAAGAUUACCUCCAAGUAUAUUGCUAAGCAUUUGAAUGAUAAAGAUGUUGCUGUGGACAAGAAAACGGGCACAACAAAUCGAGGAGAAACCCGAAUAAAAGGUGAAGUCUUGCAAUGCAACUGUGCGGCUUCUUCAGAUGCAGAGGGGAACGAGCACUCCCAAGACUGUGCGUUGCGGAGUUCGCAGCAUUUGCCUUACUGGAACUACUUCGAGGUAUCAGUAGAUGUCGCCACGUGUACAAUUUGCAAGGAUGUAAUAAAUUGGACAAAUUUAUCCAUGCUGAAGGAUCACUUGACUGCAUAUCACCCUGCUACACUUUUUAAAGAUGAUGAUGCAGAAUUCGAAAAUGGAGUCACCGCCGCCGAUUCGAAUUCCAGCGUUGCAUCCAACGAUGACACCAACAUGGAAGAGGUUUACUUAAACGACGACAUGCCUGUAGAAAGCACUCCUAGAAAAAAACGCAAGGCCUCCCAUACAAAUAUAUUCACUGACCAGAGAGAAAACAUUAGCGGUUACACCCAAGGCUUAUCCGAAUGGGCGCAAGGGUUAGACAGGUUUGGUUUAUACGUUUCGGCGUUGAUGAGGUUUCUGCCUAGAAGUACGUGUAUAAAAUUUCAGGGGCAAAUAGUUCAGAGACUGUUGCAAGAGCAAGCGGCAGCUAGUUGAUAGAUUUUGGGCAAUUUUGACCAAUACAUUUGGGCAAGUUUGAGUACUUACAUACAGGAUAUUG
Plutella xylostella (diamondback moth) is the source of this 1233-nucleotide messenger RNA. RefSeq lists its product as uncharacterized. NCBI's taxonomy places the organism in Eukaryota, Metazoa, Arthropoda, Insecta, Lepidoptera, Plutellidae. The record is from RefSeq and is a predicted model, not a curated record.